AAGUAAGGACCGAAUCUCAGGGCACAAAAUCAAAAGUUUUACUCAGUAGACUCUGGAAAGCUUCAUCUUCUCGGCUCUGUGCCUGAUCAGGAUUGAGGUGGAUUGCUUCUCAUAACCACAAAGUGUAGCUAAAAACAGAAGAAUGGGAAGCCAAGAGCCUGUUAAGCACCUUGAGGAUUGCUCAGUUUCCAACGCAUUGGGCACUUGGGUAUUUUCAGUAGCUGGGGCGUUGCUAGCAAUUCCAGUAGGGAUAAAAAAGAAAUCUUUAGCUCCACUUGUGUUCUUUGGCACAACUGGUACCAUGCUUGAUAUUAUUAUGGGAAUCACUCAGUGUGAAAGAGAACAUGCUGAACGCCAAAAGCAGCUCUUAGAUGCCCAACAUUCUGCAACUGAUGCUUCUUUUGCUGAGACCGGAGCCGAGUCCUAGUCUUGUGCAUAUGGAGCAAUAGGCCGCAUUCUUGGCUGCUAUCAUUUUCUCUUCAGAUUGCUUUGCUGUAAAAGCUAAAUCCCUUUCUGUAAUGAUGACUCUUUGUUUCUGUUCGGAGCUCUCUUGUUUCAUGGGUUAAUAAUCACUCAGAAGUUGUUAAUUAUGAAUGAGUUCAUGCUAGAUCUCACUCGGAUGAAACUUCCAUAUGAAAAUUGCUUUGAAGCUGAGCAGAAAAUUUAUGACUCAUGAA
Prunus avium (sweet cherry) is the source of this 677-nucleotide messenger RNA. RefSeq lists its product as uncharacterized. Lineage: Eukaryota; Viridiplantae; Streptophyta; Magnoliopsida; Rosales; Rosaceae. The record is from RefSeq and is a predicted model, not a curated record.